AUGGACCAGAAAGGAGUUCAGCUGUACAGAGAGACCUUUACUUGUUCAAUCUGUCUGGAUCUACUGAAGGACCCGGUGACUAUUCCCUGUGGACAUACCUACUGUAUGAACUGUAUUAAAUUACACUGCGAUGAAGAAGAUCAGAGGAGGAUCUACAGCUGCCCUCAGUGCAGAGAGGCCUUCACACCGAGGCCUGUCUUGAAGAAAAACACCAUGUUAGCAGCUUUAGUGGAGCAGCUGAAGACUGGACCCCAAGCUGCUGCUGCUGAUCACUGCUAUGCUGGACCUGAAGAUGUGACCUGUGAUGUCUGCACUGGGAGGAAGAGGAAAGCCCUCAAGUCCUGUCUGACUUGUCUGGCCUCUUACUGUAAGAAUCACCUCCAGCUUCAUUAUGAUGCACCUGCAUUAAAGAAACACAAGCUGGUGGAGCCCUCAGAGAAGCUCCAGGAGAACAUCUGCUCUCGUCAUGAUGAGGUGAUGAAGAUGUUCUGCCGUACUGAUCAGCAGAUUAUCUGUUAUCUCUGCUCUGUCAAUGAACAUAAAGGCCACGACACAGUCUCAGCUGCAGCAGAAAGGACUAAGAGGCAGAGAGAGCUCGAGGUGAGUCGACUAAACAUCCAGCGGAGAAUACAGGACAGUGAGGGAGAUGUGGAGCUGCUUCAACAGGAGGUGGAGGCCGUCAGUCGCUCUGCUGAUAAAGCAGUGGAGGACAGUGAGAAGAUCUUCAUUGAGCUGAUCCGUCUCCUCCAGAAAAGAAGCAGUGAUGUGAAGCAGCAGAUCAGAUCCCAGCAGGAAACUGAAGUGAGUCGAGUCAAAGAGCUUCAGGAGAAGCUGCAGCAGGAGAUCACUGAGCUGAAGAGGAAAGACGCUGAACUGAAGCAGCUCUCACACACAGAGGAUCACAACCAGUUUCUGCAAAAUUACACCUCAGUGUCACAACUCAGUAAACCUACAGACUCAUCCGGCAUCGAUAUGCGUCUUUUGAGAUACUUUGAGGAAAUAAAAGCAACUGUGUCAGGGCUCAGAGAUGAACUACAGGACAUCCUGAAGGAGGAAUCGGCAGAAAAGUCGCUGAGAGUGGCUGAAGUGAAGUUUUUAAUGUCAGAACCAGAGCCAAAGACCAGAGCUGAUUUCUUAAAAUAUUCACGUGAAAUCACUCUGGAUCCAAACACAGCAAACACAGAACUGUUAUUAUCUGAUGGAAACAGAAAAGCAGAAGUAAAAAGCCAAACACAGUAUUAUCCUAGUCAUCCAGAUAGAUUCACUCAUUGGGUUCAGAUCCUGAGCAAAGAGAGUCUGCUUGGACGUUGUUACUGGGAGGUGGAGUGGAGAGGGGAAGGAGUUGAUAUAGCACUGGCACACAAGAAUAUCAGCAGAGCAGGAUAUUCAAAUAAAUGUAGAUUUGGAUUUAAUAACAAAUCUUGUUCUUUUAAAUGUCACAGUAGCGGUUAUGAGUUUUGGUCGAACGGGAAAUUUUCUCCCGUCUCAGGUCCUCAGUCCUCCAGAGUCGGAGUGUACCUGGAUCACAGUGCAGGUAUUCUGUCCUUCUACAGCGUCUCUGAAACCAUGACUCUCCUCAACAGAGUCCAGACCAUAUUCACUCGGCCUCUCUAUGCUGGACUUUGUCUUUAUUAUGAUGGAGACAAAGCUGAGUUCUUUAAACUCAGACUCAUGAACGCUGACUGUAACCACUGCAAGGAAAACCUUUACUUUCCUAGAUAUUACUUUGAGGUCUGUGUGACCUCCUGGACUAUUUCACACCUGCUCUUGAAGAAAAACACCAUGUUAGCAGCUUUAGUGGAGCAGCUGAAGACUGGACCCCAAGCUGCUGCUGCUGAUCACUGCUAUGCUGGACCUGAAGAUGUGACCUGUGAUGUCUGCACUGGGAGGAAUCUGAAAGCCUUCAAGUCCUGUCUGCAGUGUCUGAUCUCUUACUGUGAGAAUCACCUCCAGCCUCACUUUGAAUCAACCAAAUUAAAGAAACACAAGCUGGUGGAGCCCUCAGAGAAGCUCCAGGAGAACAUCUGUUCUCUUCAUGAUGAGGUGAUGAAGAUGUUCUGCCGCACUGAUCAGCAGAUAAUCUGUUAUCUCUGCUCUGUGGAGGAUCAUAAAGGCCACGACACAGUCUCAGCUGCAGCAGAAAGGACUGAGAGGCAGAUAGAGCUCGAGGUGAGUCGACUAAACAUCCAGCAGAGAAUCCAGGACAGAGAGAAAGAUGUGAUGCUGCUUCAACAGGAGGUGGAGGCCGUCAGUCUCUCUGCUGAUAAAGCAGUGGAGGACAGUGAGAAGAUCUCCAGUGAACUGCUCCGUCUCAUCCAUAAAAGAAGCUCUGAUGUGAAGCAGCAGAUCAGAUCCCAGCAGGAAACUGAAGUGAGUCGAGUCAAAGAGCUUCAGGAGAAGCUGCAGCAGGAGAUCACUGAGCUGAAGAGAAAAGACGCUGAACUGAAGCAGCUCUCACACACAGAUGAUCACAACCAGUUUCUACACAACUACCCCUCAGUGUCACAACUCAGUGCACCUACAGACUCAUCCAGCAUCGAUAUCCGUCCUCUGAGAUACUUUGAGGAUGUGACAGCAGCUGUGUCAGAGCUCAGAUAUAAACUACAGGACAUCCUGAAGGAGGAAUGGACAAACAUCUCACUGACAGAGACUGAAGUGGAUGUUUUACUGUCAGAACCAGAACCAGAGCCCAAGACCAGAGAUGAGUUCUUAAAAUAUUCAUGUGAAAUCACUCUGGAUCCAAACACAGCAAACACACAUUUGUUAUUAUCUGAGGGGAAAAGAAAAGUAAAAGUAAUGCAUGAACCACAGCAUUAUCCUUGUCACCUAGACAGAUUCACUGGUCAUAAUCAGGUCCUGAGUAGAGAGAGUCUGACUGAACGUUGUUACUGGGAAGUGGAGUGGACAGGGGACAGAGUUGAUGUAGCAGUCGCAUACAAGAAUAUCAGCAGAGCAGGAUAUUCAAAUAAAUGUAGAUUUGGAUUUAAUAGCAAAUCUUGUUCUUUUAAAUGUCACAGUAGCGGUUAUGAGUUUUGGUCGAAGAGAAACCUUUCUCUCGUCUUGGGUCCUCAGUCCUCCAGAGUCGGCGUGUACCUGGAUCACAGCGCAGGUAUUCUGUCCUUCUACAGCGUAUCUGAAACCAUGACUCUCCUCCACAGAGUCCAGACCACAUUCACUCAGCCUCUCUAUGCUGGAAUUAAUUUUUAUAAACCUGGAGACAAAGCUGAGUUCUGUAAACUCAAAUAG
Molecule: messenger RNA, 3246 nt
Organism: Scomber scombrus (Atlantic mackerel)
Lineage: Eukaryota; Metazoa; Chordata; Actinopteri; Scombriformes; Scombridae
Exons: 3
Coding region: 1-3246 (1081 amino acids)
Molecular function (GO): zinc ion binding; protein binding
Source: RefSeq, a predicted model, not a curated record